Amphiprion ocellaris (clown anemonefish) is the source of this 7524-nucleotide messenger RNA. It is a transcript of the gene lurap1, whose product is annotated as leucine rich adaptor protein 1. Gene Ontology annotation, biological process: positive regulation of cytokine production; positive regulation of canonical NF-kappaB signal transduction. The transcript has 2 exons. Lineage: Eukaryota; Metazoa; Chordata; Actinopteri; Pomacentridae. The record is from RefSeq and is a predicted model, not a curated record. The coding region runs from base 532 to 1650 and encodes 372 amino acids.
UCCUCUCCCACUCUGCGGCUGCUGGUUGCUGUCAUCAUGCAGGUGGAAUCUGCGCAGUCUGGCUCAGUGUCGGGAUUUCCAACCAGACACAUCAGACUCAGGACAGCGGAGUCUAGAUCAGUCUGCAUGCUGCUCACCGCUGCAGAGGAGCCGAUCAACAAGCCACUGGAAAUAAACAGCUAAUUGGAUUUGUUUUUCCUUGCUUUAACUUGAUGAUCAUCAGUUUAGAUACAGGACCUGCAUCAAAUGACACCAGAUGAUGACAGAGUUAACACACUAGUCCAAUCAAGGAUUCCUCUCUGUAUCAUUGUGCUGGAUUAACCACACUGUUAAACUGUUUUUUUUUCUCUCUCCUGGCGCAGUCCAACUCAGCAGGAGUCGCAUAGGAUGCCAUACAAUCGUAUAGGAAGUGACUCCAGCAGCUUGACAGGCAACAGUCUCAAAGAAACCAGGAGGACGUAAUAAUUGUCCUGCGGAUCUUUUUUUUUUUUUUUUUUUUUUUUUUUUUUGGCUUAAACGCGCAAAACAGCGAUGGAUGAAGGCACCGCCAGCGAGACCAUCCCAGAUCUGAAAGACAUAGAGGUGAAAAUCGGCCGAAAGACUCCCGAGGGUUUGCUCAGGUGGAUGCGGGAGGAGGCGUCCUCUCUCCGGGGAGACGCCAAGCUGGCAGCCGCCUCGCACGACACCAGUAAGGAGACAGGGAGGAAGAGUUUGGAUGAAAAGAUCAGGAAAUUGAAGAUGGAGAUGGCCCACUUGCGCUCGGUGGAUGUGAAGAUCCUGCAGCAGUUGCUGGCAGUCCAUGAGGGCAUCGAAGCAGUGAAAUGGCUGCUGGAGGAGCGCAGCACGCUGACCAGCCGCUGCAGCAGCCUGACCAGCAGCCAGUACAGCCUGGGCGAGGGCCCCGACACCUCCUGGAGGGGCUCCUGGAGCAGCCUGCAGGACCCCAAUGACAAGCUGGACAACAUCUCCAUCGGAAGCUACCUGGACACCCUGGCAGACGACAUGGACGAGUACUGUCCCUCCAGCUCGGAGUCCGUCAUCUGCUCCACCACGCCGCUGGUCUCAGAGGCCACCGCUGGGAGCCGCACAGCUGGAGGCCCCACAGCCACAGUGGCAGCAGCUGGGACAGGACCUAACGUAGGGGUGAGGUCUGUUACUGGUACUGGUACUGGGAAUGGGAAUGGGGUUCGAGCUGUGGUAAAUGAGAAUGGAAUUGGGGUUGGAAGUGGGACAGAGGUGAGAGGUGGACCUGUGAAUGGAGUCAGCAGUGCUGGGACUGAGAUUGGUGAAACUGGGAAACCAGCAGUUCCCAUCAGCUCUACCCAAACCAAGUCUGCGAGCCCCAAGCGAGACACUCCCGUCUGGACCAAGGCUCCAGAGACGGAUAAGGGAAGCCCAGUUUUUAAGGACAGUACUCAGAAGCAAGCCAUUAAGGCUAAUGGAGUCCUGGAGAAACCAACCACACAAACAGGCAGCCCAACUCCCUCCAGCCUCAGUGAGAAACUGGAAACCAACCAGAGCCCCAAACUCAAACCUUACAAAAAUGGAAAGAUCGACUUGGAUACAUGCAAAAUGAAUGGUAAAAUGCAUCUUGAGUAUGACGCUCACUGGCGCUGGGUGCAGUCGCAAGAAGAUGUGACGUUUUUGUAAGAAAGAUAAUCAAAGAGGGGACUAAAGCCACUAUUGAACACUCCCUCUGCAGCGUCAAAGACCAGAUCACUGAAGGUUAGAAGAAGAGCGAACUGCUGUUGUCAAAUGCACAUAGUGAAGUUUUCGUCGGUGAGAGACACUGAAAGACAAUGCUGUGUUUGUUGUGUUGUUCCCUCCUGUGACUGCACUAACUUUCUAUAAAACAUUGAUGUCAGUGUUAAGGUGGAUGCACAUUACAGGAUUUUGACCACAUUUAGCUGAACAGGGCUGCCUCACACAAACAUAGGAAAAAUCUGUUUUAAAAUCCUGUGUCAUAGUUUUUCUCAGGGUCUUUUUAGCAUUCCCUGAUAUUAUUUUAUUUUUAUCUUAUUUCAUUUUAUUUUCCUUAGAAUAAAGCACAGUGAGACUAUCUACCAGAGAGCUGAAACAUGAUUUCAGAUUGUUUGGCAUGUACUUUACCAACCAAUGAAAUUUAAAACUUUAACCUUAAAUUGACUCUCUUAGAUUACAUAGAAAAAUACUCUGAGGUUCUACAAAAAAGAAUGCUUGCUGUCACUUUCUCUAUAUUUCCUAUUGAACUUUUUUUGGAUCCUCUGUGACAGUGAUUCCCAACCUUUCUUUUUGUUUCGACCCCUUGAAAUCAAACAAUUGCACACUCUUAUUACAGGUUGUGGCCUUAUUGUGGUGAUGAGCUGUGUGUAGUUUCACCAGAUAAUGCAAUUUACUUUGUGGAUUGUUUAAUUCAAAGGGGUUUUAGAGUGGAAGAAGGGAAAAUAAAUCACAAGAAAAUGCAAAACUUAGACAAAAGAAACAACCAAAGUUUGUGUAGAGAAUUUAUUUUUCUUCCAUACUCUUCAGAUUUAUCUUGGUAUUUGACCCUGAGGUUGGGAAUGACUGUCAAACUCCACAAUCAACAGCACUGAUGAGCCCUAAUGUACUGCAUUUAAAAAUAGUAGUAAUAGUAUGAAACCAAACCCACCUUAAUCAGCCUCCCAUCACAGUCCCAAAUACAAAUUUAUUGUAUAGACCCCUAUUCAUAACCAGUGCAUCUGAACCCUUCUGGUAUUAGACAGCAUAACCUAAUGAAAUAUUAACCAAAAAAGUGAAAAAUAAGUACUAAGCAAGUGUUGUUAUGACAUUUUUGAGCGUGUUUCUCUGCCAACACUUCCCUUCAGCAGUAGAUGCUAUGAAUGACAUAGAAGACAAAGCACUGAGGUCAUUGAAAUACUGUACUGCUGUUAGCAUUUGUGUCUUUGUGGAGCUUCAGUGCUUAACCAGCCACCUGCAAUAUUGUAUAUUUGCUGAAUGACAGUACAGCUGCUCUGUGCAUCAGGUACUAGUUGUGACUGGUUGUAGGCAGUUUUCUGAAUAUGGCUGAAUAUUUUUCUUCUCAGUUAUGGUAACCUGUGUUAAUUUUCUUUAAAGCAGAUGUUGUGCCUGAUUGGUGUAAACCUGAACUACAUAUGCCUGUAUUUUCCCCUGAUGAGAUGACUGCACUGUUGUUCUGAUAAUCUGAGUGUUUUGACUGAUUUUGUCUUGUUUUUUUGCCUCUUCCUGGCCUCUGCUUGCGUGUACAAACGGCUAGACCAGUAGUCUGUGUCCUCUCGAGUGUCGACUGGUAAAUGUGUUGUGCUGGCUGGGUGGAUGUUGCAUGCCUUGUGCCGAAAGCUUUAUUGGUUGAUUUGUGGGAAAUGCGUGGAAGGCCGAACACAAUCGGAGAAGAAAAGCAAUAUUUCUCAAAAGCCUGUCUGCCUGCUUACAUAAGCAGCCUCCUCUCAGUAAAUGAAAUCUAAUAAUAAUGUCUGCUCUUCAACAGACGACAACACUACUGACGAGGAAAUGGUGUGUGCGUGUUUGAUGUGUGUGUGUGUGUGUGUGUGUGUGUGUGUGUGUGUGUGUGUGUGAGUGAGACAGAUGCUGACUGCCUUCCCGAGCACAGCUGCCCUGUCAGGUUUGCAUAAGAAUAGACGAGUCCCAAAGGUUUUCAAACAUUUUUGGCUCAUUCAUCACAGCGUUACUACACCUCCUACCAGUCUGCAGUUAGUCAUGUUAAUGGUGCGGGGAUAGUGCAACACAUCUGGUAAACCGAGGGGAACAUAUUACAUAAUCUCUACUGUUUACGCUUCAGUGUAAUUUGUCAAGAAAAAGCUCCUCGUAAAAGGUAAAUAUGACCCUCACUCAUGCCCAUUUUCUUUCACGGCCGGGAACUGUUUCAAACUUAUUAGAGUUUUAAUAUUGCUGUCAACAUUAAAAAUGAUAUUUGACACACUGCAGUUAAGUAUAAUCAGUCCUGGUCCAUUAGCAUCCUUAAGGUCUUAGAUUUUUAUCAGGUUUAUGCAUUGUAACAAAACUAUUUUGUCAAUUAGUUAUUGCACCACCCAACUGAUACAAUUUUAAUGUAGUUUCUACACUUGUGAAGUUUUCUGUUCUCGCAUGUGCAGUUUCCAGUGACAACAAUGGCAUUGUGGCAGAUCUUAGUAAGUUUUGGGUCCAUGUUUUCAAGCAGAAGUAGACAAGAAGUGGCUUAUUGUGUCUUUAAGGCUUUACUUUUUUUCUCCUUUCUAUCCAACUGUUGAUUUUGCCUUUCUGAAAUAAAAACUACCACAGCUGUUGAUUUAAUCAUCUGUGCUGUGGUUCCGCUGACUUGAUAAUUUUGCAUCAGCUGGCUUUUUAAUGAUUUUAGUUACUCGUCUUGAGAGAAAAAGCUUGUGAGAGGAAUUAUAAAUUUGCACUCGUUGGCUAUAAAUGGUACUAAACUAACAGACUGAGGUAAUGAGUCUGGCAGCAAACUGCUUCCUCAUCAGGUAAUAGUCUAUACAGAAGACAGAAAUAAAGAAACAGCACUGUCUGCAUGCUGAAGUGUAGAGACAAUGUUAGUGAUAUAAACAUACAAAAGCUACUGCUUAGUUUACAUACAAAAUAUAUGCUCAUAUUUCCAAACAGUAUUUUUCACUUUUAACAUUGCAAGACAAAAGGCUUUGAGCAUGUGAGGCUGGAUAACACUGGCUGGGGAUGCUGGAGGGCAAAGUUUAGAACAGAGACAAACUCUGAUGUCAGACUGGUGCACAUUUGGAAAAUUGCACAUCGUGGACGUGUUAAGUGUCAUGAGGGCUUUUGAACGUAACCUCUAUGAAACUGAAGGAAUGCUAAGUUAAAAAACUAGUUGGCCAGACAUGUUGAUGAUUGUGCUGCUGAGCUUCAAUUGGACAGUAAAUCUUUAGGGUAUUUUUAAUCGAUGGAUAAAGAGUUAACUGCUUCAUGUUGAGUGAACUCCAGCCAGCCUAUUUGAAUUGGUGCUCUGCCGGGUUUCAGUGUAAAGAAAUUCCUUCCCUCCAUGCUGCUACAGUAAGAUGUUAAACUCAACAUCUCUAUUUAUUUGAGCCCCUGAAGUGUUUCCUCUCUCCUCCCACUGCCUGUCUUUUCAUCCUACUUUCCACCACCACACUGGUUUGAUGGAAACGCUCAGUCGGUGCCAACACACACAUCAUGCACACACAAUGCCCUGUAGCUGGAGACAGCACCAUAAAGCCGGCACCACAGAAACAGCGACUGCAGGCCAGUCCUGGAGACAAGCAAGGAAAAGUGAGCUCAAACUCGACCUUGAACAUUUGGACGAGCAGCUGCCCCCUUUUCCCCCAUUUUCUCUUCUCUGAAUAGAAAUAGAGCAUCUAUCUAUAUCUGAAUUCAGUCAUGCUAUAGCUUCCAACCACAGUACAGACAUGAAGUCAUGUGAAACCUCCUUCCCUUUUUGACAUAUGUGUUGGCUGUAAAGCAACCCCGCAUGCCAAAAAAAAAAAAAAAAAAAAAAAAAGUCUGCUCUGCUGGUUUGUGGUUUUCUUUCCAAAUUAGAUGAGGCAUAUGGAAAAAAACUACAUUUUAGUGCAGGGAACAAACCUGCAGAACACAUUACAUCAAGCUAUAGUGUGUCUUUCUGAAGAUAUACUGUAACCCAUGAUGGUUUAAUGUGUUUUCACUGAGAGCAUGCAGGUCUAAAUUUGGACAUGAGCGUAGUUUUAAAGCACUCCUUGGCAGAGAUGUAAUGAGUGCUGACAGUGGAGGUGCCAGGAGGAGCUGCUUGUGGUCUGAUUGUUUUCAAAAGAGUCAUGAUGAUUGCUGCGUGCAUGAGCAAGAAUGGAAGUGUUACAAGAUUCUGGAAAGCUUGUGGAAAAUACCUUUCAGUCAAAGCUGAAAGAAGUGUCUCCUCACUUUGCAGAGUUUGUAGAGACAGUGAAGUGAAAUAAAAGUGGGCAGAUCAGCUCCCUGAAAUCCUUCUGUUCUGUCCUCUCGAGGAUUUAUCAGGUGCGUGAUGUGUUUGCCCUGGCUUCACGUGCCUGCACCCUCCGGCUAUUCUGGGCACAAGACAAACAGCGUGAUUACAUAGACGAGUGGAUAUCCACAUGAACACGGUUGCCAUGACAAUGAGGCUGAGCAGGCUUCAGCUCCAGAGGCUACAUAAAACAAUGUUUACUGCAGGGCUUUAGCAGCAUAACAGUGCACUCUGGAUGAUGGCAGGUGAGAUGAAAUUUUUGGAUAAAUGCUGAUCGCAGGUUUCAAGGUAGCACUUUAUUCUAAAAAGGUUUUAACUAAUGGCUUAAUUAAUAGUUUUUAAUAACUCAUGCUUUCAGAAAUAGAAAGAAGAAAGAAAAUAAUAGAAAGGAGGGUAUAUAAGCGAUUUAUAAGGCAUUAGUUAUUGAUUAAUCACCUAUUAACAAAACCAUUAGUUACAAUAAAGGACACCUUGUAUCUACCCAUUUUCACUAUAACCAGCCAAGUAACUGCAAAGCACGGUGACUUUGUGCUGUAGUGGGACAUACUGGCAAUUAAAAUAAAGUCACACAAACCAAAUAUCAUCUCAUAUGUCUUACCAGCUUUGACAUCUAAAUUAAACAUGUCACGCUACGUACAAAACAUGAGCAUCUUGUUCACUACAAAAAAAUUAUGUUCCUCUCACCAACGCUGCUGAAUGCCCCCUUUAAAUUUUAGUAUUUAAUUACAUUAUUAUCCACAAUUUUAAUUCAACUUUUAAAGGCAGAGAUGAGUGUCUUUGAGAGGCAGAAAUCUCAAAUUAAUGCUCAUUUGGUGUCAGCUUUUUACAUGAGGGUUAUUCAUUUUCAUUGCAGCUUUUAUCACAGAUUUUUUUUCCCACACAUGCUUUAGCAUUAGUAUACUGCUCAGGCACUCUCUCUGUUUGCCACCUGAAACGCUGUCAAGAGCCUUUUUGCUGGCAAGUUUUACCCAUUUUUGAGAAGCUAAAAGACAGACUGGUUGUGUCUCCCUAGAGGCAGAGCAGAGGGACAAACAGUGAGCUGAAGCAGCACACAGCAUGAAGGAAGCUUCCACUCCCAGUAUCCUGCUGUUUUCUUCCUUCCUCUCACACAAACACCAACACAAGCACGAUUCAUUCUGCCGCUGACGUGGGUCUCGAGGUACCUGACAGCAUUCCCUUUUCUUGAAUCUUAUUUAUAUUUUAAUCCCACGUUUGUUUGGUUCACAACUAAAACUGGUCGAAGAAAUGGAAGUGAAUUGAAACAAACCACACUGAGUGCUCUGAACCAGCUCCAAAACCUGACAUGGAGGAUUGAAAAGUAAAAGCCACAGAGGUCGACUGCAGUUCACUGGAUCAGCUGAAUCCAUAUCUCGCUUGAGUGAGUGGAAUGUGUGUGUGUGUGGUUUUUUUAAUUUUAUUUUCAUGGUACAACGCAUUUUUUAAAUUAUUUUUGUUAUGCAGUGUGUUUAGAGAAAAGGAGUUAUUUUUCUUUGUAAAGUGAAAAUGUUAAAACAAUUAACUGAUUACUUUCAUUGAUGUGGAGAACUAUAUAAUGCAGUAUGUAAAUUAUACAAGCUUACCAAUGAUUAAAGAUAUUUUAAAUGGUU